Messenger RNA from Pomacea canaliculata, 1260 nucleotides. RefSeq lists its product as uncharacterized. The transcript has 5 exons. The coding region runs from base 1 to 1260 and encodes 419 amino acids. The record is from RefSeq and is a predicted model, not a curated record. Lineage: Eukaryota; Metazoa; Mollusca; Gastropoda; Architaenioglossa; Ampullariidae. Gene Ontology annotation, molecular function: 3'-5' exonuclease activity; nucleic acid binding. Gene Ontology annotation, biological process: nucleobase-containing compound metabolic process.
AUGGCUUUCUCCAAAGUCGACAUUGUCAACACAAUGGAAAAGUGUGAUCGCGCACUACAAGGGCUCAAAAGAGAAUCCUACCUGGCUGUUGACGGGGAAGGUGUAAACCUUAGCAAGACCGGUCCCUUAACCCUCCUGCAGGUAGGAACUAAGGACGGAGAGGUCUAUUUAUUUGAUGUCUUCACUGAGCCAAGAAUCCUUAAGACCGGAGGACUCAAGGCUAUUCUGGAAAGUGAGACAAUUGUGAAGGUGAUGCACUCCAGCAAGAACGACGCAACGGCGCUGUACUGGCAGUUCGGGGUGAAGCUGCACAACGUGUUUGACACGCAGGUCGCUCACAUGGAGCUGCAGCGAGCGGAGGGACGACGACUUCCCAGCCGCAUGAAGCUGACCGAGGUGUGUGGACUCUACUGCCCUCAGAAAGCCGACUUGCUGGAGGAGAAAGAGGAUGUACAGACGCGUUGGUCUAAGAGGGAAGGAGAGUUCUGGGCCAAGCGUCCAAUGACGCAGGAAAUGAUCGACUACGCAAGUCAGGAUGUCCUGGUCCUCAUACCAGAAAUCUAUAUCACAUUGAAGGGGCUUGUUAAUGAGAAAGGCCUGACUAGACAGGUGACCGAGCGAAUCAGUCUAGAAAUCGAGGCGGCGAUGGACGAGGAUGUGAGAAACAGGCUGAAAGAGGCCGCUGAUGCCGUGGUUCUUGAGAUUCUUCAAACCUUUGCGAGGACCACCAGGCCUCCAGACAGUCUGUCUGACAUAAUGGAUGAGGGAGACAAUACUGUUCCUAGCAGACACAUGUACGACGUCCUCUUCAGAGGCAUAUGUCACUCGGGAGAUGAGGCUCUUAAGCAGCUGGGAAAAGGAAUCGGAAGUCGACUGGACAAAAUCUUACUGAAAGACAUGGAGAGGAAGUACACCAGACAAACUCCCAUCCAACACAUCGCGGACUUUGAGAAACGCGUCCUAGACAGAUGCCUGCAUCCGUUAGGAGAAAAUGACCCCACCGUGACCCCAGUGUUGCUGCGCCUGUACUGGCUGCUGCAGGAAGAGAGCAUCGACUCAAGCAUGCAGCAGUUCAAUGAUAACCCAUCCACUUUCCGGAUCAACCCAGGCUACGUGAAAAAGCUUCGAUUCUUCCUCAGUGGAAAGGGCGUUCCCUCUCGACUGAAGACGAAGGCUCAAAGCUUCCUGAAAGAUUUGGAAGCCGCGGGACUAGUCGUCAGGCCGCCCCGUCGCAGGAAUUUUCAUUAUGACGACGAAUAA